AGUUGAUGGACAACGACGAGGGUUUAGACGAUUGGGAAUCGGAAUUCAUCGAUGAGCUCAUCCAAGUUGAAGAGCGCCUCGUCUCCCAAUCUCAGCCUCCUCCGCCGCCGCCGUCUCCGAUGAUUACCUACUCGCCUCCGCGCCACCUCUCCCAGCUCUCCAACGCCGUCUCCUCCUCCUCCGCGCUGCCGCCGCGCGUUCGGAGCUCUGAAACUGGGCGACUGAAGAUGGCUGCUUCUUCUUCGGCAGUGCCUCGCUUUGGACCCUCUAGUUGUGAUAAGGACCGCCAAAUUGGGCGCUUGAAGAACGAGCUUGGUCAUGUCUUGAAGCGGCUUUCAGAUUAUGAACAAGAAUGCUCCGAAUUAAAGAAGGAAAGAGACAAAAAAGAUGAACAGCUUCAGUUUGCACUCUCUAGGAAUGAAAAGAACGAUGGCGCUGAGAGGAACUCUGAUUGUCCAAAUAUGGAAUCUUCUGCACAAUUACAUGUGGCAAGAUGUUCCAAUCAUCACCCUAGCUCUCGGGAUCAUAUUGGUGUGUCCACCACUAAAGACACAGGUGUUCAAACUAAUGUAACCACUCCUUCUUCUCAACCAAUACAAAAUGAUGACCAGCACAUUUCUGAUAACCUCUCCAAGAAAUUGCUUGCUAUCUGCGGAUCUCCAAAUGAACAAGAGUUGGGGAAAAAUGUCAUUUCCAAUUUGCUUAUAGCAUGCCAAACAGAUUUUCAUUCUCUUUCUGGGUGCAUUGGCAUGAAUAUAUCCUCCAAACUGAGAAUGGACUCUGCAGGAGAUAAAAGCUCUUGUAUUGUAGCUUUACAGAAUGUGCACGUAUCUCGUAACCCAGAAGUUGCAAAAGUAUCUCAUCUUUAUUCAGUCUUGUCCGAGGUCAAUAAUGGAAUGGUAAAGUUGGAUGCUCUGUUUGAACCACUAGUCGACCUCUGCAGUUUUAACAAUGUUGUCAUUGUCCAGGCAUCUCUACAUAUACUACAUGUGUUUCUUAAGCACAUUCUAAGUUUAGAAAGACCAGUAGAAGGAAGGGUCAAUGUCAUUGUCGAGGGAUUCGUAAGGAGUCCGACAGCUUAUAUGGACUCUCUUCCGUUUGGAAUGGAUUUUUAUGCUGAAACUGAAAGCAAGAGAGGGAAUUGGAAUAAUGGAGUUGCAGAUCUGGUUUCUUGCAUAGACUGGGGUUUGCUUUUUGAGUUGAUCGUACAAACUGCCACAAGGAAUACAGAACACUGCAUAAGGCUACAAGCAGUCUCCAUUAUGAAUGUCAUUGUAAUGAAAAGUAAUGCCUUUAUGGAGAGGGAAAAGUUUGGCCAGACACUGGUGUUUGAAAUGAUCGCAAAAUUGCUUGCAAAGGAAACUGGUUUUGAGGUGCGAAGACAAGCAGUGCAUCUUCUGUAUAUGCUACUGAAUUGUCCUAAAAUACUGGUCAAAUUCUGUACCAGUUAUGAAGAGAAGGAUGCUGGUGCUAUGGAUGAAGAUGCUAGUGCUUUGACUUUUCAAAAGUACCGUAUGAUAUUUCAAGGAUUGGCAGACUGUCUAGCUUACCGUGGACACUGUCUAGAGGAGUUGACACUUUGCCGAAAUGUUGUUCUUCUAUUGGCCUUCCUAGCUUCAUCUGGAAAAUCUGGCUUUGAAAUACUUGCGAGUCACAAGCUGCGUCAAGAUGCAAAUUUUCUAAUUUUAAUAUUACAAGUUCUGGCAGCACAAGUAGACGAGACAGCAGUUAAUACUAAGCAACAACAACAGCUUUAUAAAGAAAGGACAUUGCUGAUACGGGAGGCUCUGAUAUUGCUCAACAGAUUGGUGUCAAACCCUUCAUAUUCUGCAACUGUCUUGCAUGUAUUGUUAACAGAUAGCAGAGACAUGGCCAGCUUAGCCAUUAAUGUUGCGAGUAGGUUGUCCUGGAAAGACCAAGUAUAUGAGAAGUUUGAUAGCAGGCCGGAAUCUGAUAUUGGUGACCUAGCUAGAGUCUUUAAGAAAAGGGUGUUCUCAUAUUUAGGUGAUAACAUAUCCUGAAGCUGUUUUUGCACUUAUAGUACACACAUUUUUGUAAAUUCCUAGGUCUCAACAGUGUACAUGUUGCCACCAGAGCUGUGUUGUGCAGUGCAAAACUCUUAGAAUGAGCCUUGUAGCCGGAAAUUUUGUAAUGUGCCGGCGCCAGUUGCUAAGCUGGAAAGUUUUGUCAAGUCUUGGUCAUUGUAUGAUGGAAUUGUUGUAUUGAUCA
This is a messenger RNA of Argentina anserina (silverweed cinquefoil), 2229 nucleotides long. Its product is annotated as protein SENSITIVE TO UV 2. Bases 6 to 2021 code for a protein of 671 amino acids. NCBI's taxonomy places the organism in Eukaryota, Viridiplantae, Streptophyta, Magnoliopsida, Rosales, Rosaceae. Gene Ontology annotation, biological process: DNA damage response. The record is from RefSeq and is a predicted model, not a curated record. The transcript has 13 exons.